Messenger RNA from Aureobasidium uvarum, 1272 nucleotides. Lineage: Eukaryota; Fungi; Ascomycota; Dothideomycetes; Dothideales; Saccotheciaceae. The record is from the annotation of a GenBank genome assembly.
AUGCAUCAUAUCAAAGACGCUUUUGGCCAUCUGAAAAAUAGAAACGAUGCUGGUCAGCAGCCUCUCCACCAACAACAUCAAGGUGGAGGAUUCCCAGGCAGCCAGGUCCAACAACCUACCCGACCUCAGCAACCACUACAUCCACAACCACCCACAGGUCAUGAACAAAGUCCGCUAUCUGGAACCACUCAGGGAGCCAUCGAUGUGUUCAUGGCUUCCAUGCAGCCGAACGGCGAGAUCGGCGGUAUAGGAUAUUGGCAGACGGCCAACGGCUACACAUGCAUUGCUCUCAGAGAUGCUUGGUCUGGAAGCAAUCGCAACGCUACACUCCUCCGAGAUAGACUGUCGACCGUGGAGAGUCAUCACAGGCAUUUCAUCAACGAGUUCAAUGACGAUACUCUAUGGUGGGGUAAUUGUCUGCUCGAUGCUUAUAUGACCAACCCAGAUCCUUACUACCUCGACAAUGCUCGCAAGAUCUGGCAGCAUGUCAAGCGUAGUAUGCUGUCACCAGGUCAAGCUAGAGUGAGAGGUAUGGACAUGGCUGGUGCAGUGAUGUGGACCACCAGACCAAAUGAAGAGCAGGUCAACGCCAUAACUACUGGUCUCUUCUCCGAACUCUCUGCACGCCUUGCUUUGCUCGAGAAGCCAGGCAAAGAAACAGCAGAAAUGUUGGAGGCAGCUGAGAAGAGUUUUGCCUGGAUCGAACGCUGUCGUUACCGCUCAAACGAGUGCAUUGUCCUCGACACCAUCAAACUCAAGUCGCAAGAAUGCGUCGAUUGGACUUUUACCUACUGCACCGGGCAGGCUAUAGCUGCUGCCAUUGCGACCUUCGCAGCAUUCAGCUUCGGUCAUCAAGGCUCGCAUAGCAACAAGUCGCCUCACGAGUACCUCUCGCUAGCGUGCAACAUGGCACGUAAAGCGAUCUGCAGACAAGGUUGGGUCGAGCAAGACGGCACAUUGACUGAACACGGUGCAUACGGCAAAGGCAAUCACGAACCCUGGAAGAAUGAUGAUUCGGUCGGCUUCAAGUCUGUCUUGCUCCGCAGUCUGGCCAAACUUCUCAAGGUCCUGUGUGACACCAAUCAGGAGCCUGACUUGCAGCAUCAAUUGACCGAGUUCAUCAAGAAACAGUUUGACAGUCUGCAGCAGCGUAAUACGAAUGGAAACAACCAAUAUGGUCCAUGGUGGGCUGGUCCGUUUGAUAUGCCGACUAGCCAUAGCCAGAUGGCAGCACUGGACGUUAUGGCAGCUAUCCAUCUCGUUCAGCAAUAA